CUGCACACCAAAACAUACCUGAGGGGGAUUUUCGGAGGCACACACAGCAAUAGCAGUUGCUGCACUCGUCGAACUGUGAGAGGAUGGCUCGUACUAAGCAGACAGCUCGGAAAUCCACGGGAGGAAAGGCCCCUAGAAAGCCACUCCGUGCUAUAGCCGCUGUUAUGCCUGCUCCGUCCAGCAGAGGAGUCGCUCGAAAGUCCGUUCCGUUCAUCGGAGUUAAGAAGCCUCGUCGACACCGUCCUGGAACCGUAGCCCUUAGGGAGAUCCGAAAGUAUCAGAAAAACACGGAGCUGCUGAUAAGGAAGCUGCCGUUCCAGAGGCUCGUCAGGGAGAUCGCACAGCACUUCAAGCACGACAUGAGGUUCCAGAGCCACGCGGUGCUGGCGCUGCAGGAGGCGGCGGAGGCGUACCUGGUGGGUCUGUUCGAGGACACCAACCUCUGCGCCAUCCACUCCAAGCGCGUCACCAUCAUGUCCAAAGACGUUCAGCUCGCCAGGAGGAUCCGUGGCGAGAGGCUCUGAACCCCGCUUUACAAUGGCCUGAUUCAUAUCUGCUACUUCUACUGUUCUACAGAUAUAUAGGGCGGGCGAACUUAAUUGAUGUUUGUUUGUUUAGUUUCUGUUCAACAUUAUGAGUACUCGUCAGCUAGCAAAUAGCCGUGACUUAUGACAAGUUAAGCCUCAAAAUUUCAU
Molecule: messenger RNA, 695 nt
Organism: Oryza sativa Japonica Group (Japanese rice)
Lineage: Eukaryota; Viridiplantae; Streptophyta; Magnoliopsida; Poales; Poaceae
Product: histone H3.3
Cellular component (GO): nucleus; nucleosome
Molecular function (GO): structural constituent of chromatin; DNA binding; protein heterodimerization activity
Source: RefSeq, a predicted model, not a curated record